AUGCAGAGUCGACGGCUCUUAUCAAGAUCUACAAUAAAUGAUCAGUUGGCACAACCGGCACCGAGCGCACAAGCCUACAUGCAGAGUGGAGUUCUCAGCCAGAAUCAGAGUCUCGUAGAUGUCAAAAAAGUGCUUGUUAUUGGAAGCGGAGGCUUGAGCAUCGGCCAGGCUGGGGAGUUCGAUUACUCGGGAUCCCAAGCCCUAAAGGCGCUGAAAGAAGCCAAUGUUGCAUCCAUUCUUAUCAACCCGAAUAUAGCAACCAUACAAACAGAUCACAAGCUUGCAGACGAAGUGUACUAUCUGCCUGUCACUCCAGAGUACGUGACUUAUGUGAUAGAACGAGAACGUCCCGAUGGCAUACUUCUCACGUUCGGCGGCCAGACAGCGCUCAAUCUAGGAGUCAAAAUGGAUGACAUGGGUGUUUUCGAACGGUAUGGAGUAAAGGUAUUGGGAACCAGCAUCCAAACUCUGAGGACGAGCGAAGACCGAGACUUGUUUGCCAAAGCGCUCAAAGAGAUUGACAUACCCAUUGCUGAAUCGAUUGCUUGCACAACAGUGGACGAGGCAUUGGAAGCGGCUGAGCAAGUCAAGUAUCCUAUCAUCGUGCGGUCAGCAUACGCCCUAGGUGGGCUAGGUUCUGGAUUCGCCAACAAUCCAGAGGAACUACGGAAUCUCUCAUCAAGGUCUCUUACCUUGUCACCUCAGAUCCUUGUUGAAAAAUCACUCAAAGGAUGGAAGGAGCUUGAGUAUGAGGUCGUUCGAGACAGCGCCAACAACUGCAUUACGGUCUGUAAUAUGGAAAAUUUUGAUCCACUUGGAACACAUACUGGUGAUAGUAUAGUCGUCGCUCCAAGUCAAACACUGAGUGAUGAAGAAUAUCAUAUGCUGCGAAGUGCUUCGAUCAAGAUCGUGAGACAUUUAGGAGUAUGCGGUGAAUGCAAUGUUCAGUAUGCACUUCAACCGGAUGGACUUGAUUACAGGGUGAUCGAAGUCAAUGCUCGCCUGUCCAGGUCGUCCGCCCUCGCUUCGAAGGCUACAGGUUAUCCCUUAGCUUACACAGCAGCCAAGAUUGGCCUGGGUCACACUUUGCCGGAGUUACCAAAUGCAGUCACUAAGACAACUACCGCAAACUUUGAGCCUAGUCUAGAUUAUAUUGUCACGAAGAUCCCUCGGUGGGAUCUCAGUAAAUUCCAACAUGUCAAUCGUGAUAUAGGAAGCUCAAUGAAGUCGAUAGGAGAGGUCAUGGCCAUUGGCAGAACAUUCGAGGAAUCAUUCCAAAAAGCAAUCAGACAAGUGGACCCGAAGUUUGUAGGCUUCCAAGGCGACAAGUUUGACAACUUGGACGAGGUACUCAAAAAUCCAACAGAUCGACGAUGGCUUGCAGUCGGUCAGGCCAUGUUACACGAGAACUACUUAGUCGAAAGAAUUGCUGAAUUAAGCAAAAUCGAUAAAUGGUUCUUGUACAAGUUACAGGGCAUUGCGGACAUGCACCAUAGGCUCGAAGAUGUGGGGAGCCUUUUCGGUCUAAACAAGGAUUUAAUUCAGAAAGCGAAAAAGUUGGGAUUUGCAGACAAGCAGAUAGCGCAAUGUGUUGGAAGCACCGAAGACGACGUUCGAGCAAGGCGUAAAGGGUUUGGGGUUCGCCCAUUCGUCAAGAAAAUUGACACCCUUGCUGCGGAAUAUCCUGCGAGUACUAAUUAUUUGUAUACAACGUAUAAUGCGGCGUCUCACGAUGUGACAUUCGAUGAUCACGGGACGAUCAUCCUUGGCAGCGGUGUGUAUCGCAUAGGGAGCUCGGUCGAAUUCGACUGGUGCGCAGUCAAUGCUACCUUGUCAUUAAGGGCAAUGGGUAAGAAAACCGUGAUGAUUAAUUAUAACCCCGAAACCUAUUCCACUGAUUUCGACACCGCCGAUAAGCUUUACUUUGAGGAACUCAGCUACGAAAGAGUGAUGGAUAUCUAUGAGCUUGAACAGGCUAACGGAGUCGUGGUGUCUGUGGGGGGUCAACUUCCGCAGAACAUUGCUCUCCGUCUACAAGAAACUGGAAAAGCUCGAGUACUGGGAACGGAUCCCCUAGAUAUUGACAAAGCAGAGGACCGCCAUAAGUUUUCCCAAAUCCUUGACAGCAUUGGGGUUGAUCAGCCUGCUUGGAAAGAGCUCACUUCCGUGUCGGAUGCAGAAACCUUUGCUGAAGAAGUCGGCUAUCCUGUACUUGUUCGGCCAAGCUAUGUUCUUUCUGGCGCAGCUAUGAGCGUCAUUCAUAGCCAAGCAGAGCUGAAGGACAAAUUGCUCUCAGCAAGCGCAGUAUCUCCCAAUCAUCCAGUGGUAAUUACGAAGAUGAUCGAAAAUGCACAAGAAAUUGAUGUCGACGCUGUAGCAUCUGCAGGUAAAUUACUGAUUCAUUCCGUUAGUGAGCAUGUCGAAGCAGCGGGUGUACACUCCGGCGACGCUACCCUUAUACUGCCACCAGCCAGCCUUGAUGCGAAUAUCAUGGCACGUGUGAAGGAAAUAGCUGAGAAGGUCGCCAGAGCGUGGAGCAUUACUGGACCUUUCAAUAUGCAAAUCAUAAAGGCGGCCUCCCCCGGCGGUGCGGAGCCGUUGUUGAAGGUUAUUGAGUGCAACCUUCGGGCCUCGCGAUCGUUUCCUUUCUCGAGCAAAGUUCUGGGGACGAACUUUAUUGACGUAGCCACCAAGGCGCUGGUAGAUCGGGAUGUCCCAGAACCAGUAGACCUCAUGGCCCAGAAACGAGAUUAUCUAGCAACAAAAGUUCCUCAGUUCGCAUGGACAAGACUGGCUGGUGCAGAUCCAUUCUUAGGGGUAGAGAUGUCAAGCACAGGAGAGAUCGCAUGUUUUGGCAAGGACUUGAUCGAGGCUUACUGGACAUCGCUACAAUCAACCAUGAAUUUCAGGGUGCCAGAACCAGGAGAAGGACUUCUUUUCGGCGGCGACAUCUCAAUGGCAGAGCUGCCUUCGAUUGUUAAUUACCUGAGCCCUUUGGGCUUCAAGCUCUUCGCGGCGUCCCCCGACAUUAAAACAUACCUUGAGACCGAGGCUGACGGCGGAGUAUCAGUAGAGGUUAUCGAAUUUCCGAAAGAAGAUAAGCGGGCUCUGAGGGACGUGUUCAAGAAGUAUGACAUCAGAGGAGUUUUCAAUCUGGCUCACAAAAGGGCUGAAAGCCUCUUGGACGAAAAUUACGUGAUGAGAAGGAAUGCCGUAGAUUUUGGUGUCCCCUUGUUCAUGGAACCCAAGACGGCGUUACUUUUCGCGCAAUGUAUGAAUGCGAAAUUGCCACGGAAAGAAGGCAUUCCACCAGAAGUACGAAGAUGGAGUGACUUCGUGGGUGGCUAUUGA
Molecule: messenger RNA, 3351 nt
Organism: Bacidia gigantensis
Lineage: Eukaryota; Fungi; Ascomycota; Lecanoromycetes; Lecanorales; Ramalinaceae
Gene: ARG4
Product: argininosuccinate lyase
Exons: 3
Coding region: 1-3351 (1116 amino acids)
Biological process (GO): UTP biosynthetic process; L-citrulline biosynthetic process; 'de novo' pyrimidine nucleobase biosynthetic process
Cellular component (GO): cytoplasm; cytosol
Molecular function (GO): ATP binding; metal ion binding; dihydroorotase activity
Source: RefSeq, a predicted model, not a curated record